AUGGUUGCCAUCACUUCGCCGCCCAGCGACGCCGAAACCGUCUCUCUGUUUGUCCCCCAGGAUGACGACGCCCAGGCCAAGGAGGAUUUCAUCAACUCGCAUCCCCUCACCCUCACCCUAAGGGCCAACCCCGACUACAUCGAGUCACGCCCACACAUGAAGAUUCCCGAGGCAUGGCGAAAACGCAAUCUGACGGGUGGCGUCCUCAUGGGCCCAGGAAAGGUAGUGGUCCCGCCCUUCAGCUUCUCUGAGCAGACGGGAAAGGACUUUGUGCAGAUAUCCCACGUUGGUACUGAUCUAUGCGGUCACAUGGGCGUCAUUCAUGGUGGUUUUCUGGCUACGAUGCUCGAUGAAGGACUGGCCAGAUGUUGUUUCCCCGUGUUGCCUUUCAACGUCGGCAUGACGGCCAAGUUGGACAUUAACUACAAGGCUCCCGCCAUGGCCGACCAGUACCUCGUCUUACGGGCCACUACCGUCAAGGUCGAAGGGCGAAAGGCUUGGGUGGAAGGCCACAUCGAGACACUCCCGUCCAAGGAAGGAGAGGAGCCGACCGUGCUGGUGACAGCAAGCGCCCUCUAUAUCUCCCCCAAGCAAGCAGCGUCAACAAUGGCUACCAACAUCACCUGGCAUCCUUCGCUUUCGCGACAUGAACGCAACCAGCUGCGUGGCCAGCGUGGUUUCACCAUCUGGUUCACAGGCUUGUCGGCGUCGGGAAAGUCGACGGUGGCAACCGCCCUUGAGCAGCAUCUCUUGCACAUUGGCCUGGCCGCCUACCGGUUGGAUGGCGACAAUGUGCGUUUCGGGCUGAACAAGGAUCUUGGUUUCUCGGAGAAGGACCGCAAUGAGAACAUUCGGCGCAUCGCAGAGGUAGCCAAGCUUUUUGCCGACUCUUCCACGAUUGCUCUCACCUCGUUCAUUUCACCUUAUCGCGCCGACCGCCAGAUCGCGCGUGACCUCCACGCAAAUUCGACACAGGCUGGAGACGACCCGCUUCCCUUCAUCGAGGUAUUCGUUGACGUUCCUCUUGCCGAGGCCGAGAAGAGAGAUCCCAAGGGGCUGUACAAGAAGGCCCGCGCUGGAGAGAUCAAGGACUUCACGGGCAUCUCGGCGCCUUACGAGGCACCCGAAUCGCCUGAAAUCACCAUCAGGACAGACCUUCUGAGCGUGGAGGAGUGCGUCAAGAAGAUUGUAGAUUAUCUGGCCGAGGCCGGUCUCAUCAGCGAAACUAAGGAGACGAGAUAA
Sordaria macrospora k-hell is the source of this 1242-nucleotide messenger RNA. RefSeq lists its product as uncharacterized. The record is from RefSeq and is a predicted model, not a curated record. Gene Ontology annotation, molecular function: ATP binding; adenylylsulfate kinase activity. Gene Ontology annotation, biological process: sulfate assimilation. Lineage: Eukaryota; Fungi; Ascomycota; Sordariomycetes; Sordariales; Sordariaceae.